GUGAAGGGGCGGGGCGACCGGCCAUAGAAGACCGUGAGGCAGCGCAAAGGCACCUUCCCAGCAGGCUUUGCGCGGGGCACCUUGCUUCCUUGGAGCGAGCGCGUGAGCGGUUGAUUGCGGGCUAGCCAUGGCGCUUCACGUCCCCAAGGCCCCGGGCUUUGCCCAGAUGCUCAAAGAUGGAGCAAAACAUUUCUCAGGAUUAGAAGAGGCUGUGUAUAGAAAUAUACAGGCUUGCAAGGAGCUGGCCCAGACCACCCGUACAGCAUAUGGACCAAAUGGAAUGAAUAAAAUGGUGAUUAAUCGCCUGGAGAAGUUGUUUGUGACCAACGAUGCAGCGACUAUUUUAAGAGAGCUAGAAGUGCAGCAUCCUGCUGCCAAGAUGAUUGUGAUGGCCUCUCAUAUGCAAGAACAAGAGGUUGGCGAUGGCACAAACUUUGUUCUGGUAUUCGCUGGCGCUCUUCUGGAACUAGCUGAAGAACUUCUGAGGAUUGGCCUGUCAGUAUCAGAGGUAAUAACAGGGUAUGAAAUAGCUUGCAAAAAAGCUCAUGAGAUUCUUCCUGAUUUGGUGUGUUGUUCUGCCAAAAACCUGCGAGAUGUUGAUGAGGUGUCGUCGCUGCUGCGCACCUCCAUAAUGAGUAAGCAGUACGGCAGCGAGGAGUUUCUGGCCAAGCUCAUUUCUCAGGCGUGUGUAUCUAUUUUUCCUGAUUCUGGCAAUUUCAAUGUUGAUAACAUCAGAGUAUGUAAGAUUCUGGGCUCUGGUGUUUAUUCAUCCUCAGUAUUACAUGGCAUGGUUUUUAAGAAGGAAACGGAAGGCGAUGUGACAUCUGUCAAAGAUGCAAAAAUAGCCGUGUACUCUUGUCCCUUUGAUGGCAUGAUAACAGAGACAAAGGGAACUGUGCUGAUUAAGACUGCUGAAGAACUGAUGAACUUUAGUAAAGGAGAAGAGAAUCUUAUGGAUGCACAAGUGAAAGCCAUUGCAGGCACUGGUGCAAAUGUCAUAGUGACAGGCGGCAAAGUGGCAGAUAUGGCUCUUCAUUAUGCUAACAAGUACAAUAUCAUGCUGGUGAGACUGAACUCAAAGUGGGAUCUCAGACGACUCUGUAAAACAGUUGGUGCCACAGCUCUUCCAAAAUUGACUCCUCCCGUCCUAGAAGAAAUGGGACAUUGUGACAGUGUUUACCUCUCAGAAGUUGGAGAUACCCAGGUGGUUGUUUUUAAGCAUGAAAAAGAAGAUGGUGCCAUUUCUACCAUAGUUCUUCGAGGUUCUACAGACAAUCUGAUGGAUGAUAUAGAAAGGGCAGUAGAUGACGGAGUUAAUACUUUCAAAGUUCUCACAAGGGAUAAGCGUCUUGUACCUGGAGGUGGAGCUACAGAAAUCGAAUUGGCCAAACAAAUCACAUCAUAUGGAGAAACGUGUCCUGGUCUUGAACAGUAUGCUAUUAAGAAAUUCGCUGAAGCAUUUGAAGCUAUUCCACGGGCACUGGCAGAAAAUUCUGGCGUCAAGGCCAAUGAAGUUAUCUCUAAACUCUAUUCAGUACACCAAGAAGGAAACAAAAAUGUGGGGUUGGAUAUUGAGGCUGAAGUUCCUGCUGUAAAGGAUAUGUUAGAAGCCAGUAUUUUAGAUACUUACUUGGGAAAAUACUGGGCUAUUAAACUGGCCACUAAUGCUGCAGUCACUGUACUUAGAGUGGAUCAGAUCAUCAUGGCAAAACCAGCUGGUGGGCCCAAGCCUCCAAGUGGGAAGAAAGACUGGGAUGAUGACCAAAAUGACUGAGGAACUUUGUCAUGGUGAAGAGUUGUGUUUGUAGAGUAGAACUUGCCCAAUGUUUUCUUACUUUUCUUAAAGUAUUUGUGUUUGUUCUCUGCUGGGUGGUACAAUAAACGUGUUACUGUUCUGGCCAUCUGAUUAACUACUGCUUGUGUCAAUGUCAAGUUACUCACAUGACUGUUCUCAUUAUAGAUCUGGACUGCUUCUAAAAGCAAACUGCUAUGACCAUACCAUGUAUCUAUGUUGGCAGUUGCAUUCUACAAGGGACAGACAGUUUGAAUAGUUGUAACAGAGACCUAAGAGGCUAGAAAUCGUUUCUCAUUUCCAAAGUUAUUUUUCCAAUCCCAGUCUGGAUUUAAGCUCCAGUAACCUGAUACAGUGGCUUAUAAAUUGGUUUGUCACCAUGCCAAAGUUCAUAAGCUUUUCAAUAAUCACUGGCUGACUUUUCACAAGGUUUUGCAGCAUAAUGUCUAGAGUCACACUGACACCAGGACUUCACAUCGCUUCCAGCACUACAGUAGUGAAACAUGAUGCUGCCAGUAGGGUUACAGUAAUAACUUAAAAAUUUAAUAAAGCACGUUUUGGGAAUAUCACUUUAUUGAUGUGUCAAGAACUACCACCCAGUCAGUUUAGUUAUUCAAAUCUUUCCUAAAGUUGAAACUAGAAAGAGUAAAAACCAGUAUGCUAAUACAAAAACUGCUGUAAGUUAAUUUUGUCUGUAUUUAAAUAAACAUGAUUUUUUUCUGUCAUUUA
Messenger RNA from Rattus norvegicus (Norway rat), 2521 nucleotides. RefSeq names its product chaperonin containing TCP1 subunit 8 (gene Cct8). NCBI's taxonomy places the organism in Eukaryota, Metazoa, Chordata, Mammalia, Rodentia, Muridae. Gene Ontology annotation, molecular function: ATP-dependent protein folding chaperone; protein folding chaperone; ATP hydrolysis activity. The coding region runs from base 128 to 1774 and encodes 548 amino acids. Gene Ontology annotation, cellular component: cytoplasm; cytosol; chaperonin-containing T-complex. The transcript is spliced from 15 exons. Gene Ontology annotation, biological process: protein stabilization; protein folding. The record is from RefSeq and is marked validated.